Plasmopara halstedii is the source of this 2142-nucleotide messenger RNA. RefSeq lists its product as uncharacterized. NCBI's taxonomy places the organism in Eukaryota, Oomycota, Peronosporomycetes, Peronosporales, Peronosporaceae. The record is from RefSeq and is a predicted model, not a curated record. The transcript has a single exon. Bases 430 to 651 code for a protein of 73 amino acids.
AUGAAUGAGGGAUGUCGCUCUAUUUGAUCAAACUCGUUCUGGCGUCCAACGCAAGUGACAAAUUUAUAAACGUCAAUUUUUGUUGAACGAUACGGUGGAAACUAUAGAAUGUACUUCGAUAUCGGUUUAUCGAACGUACAACGUCUUGAGCUGAUCGAGUACCUGUACGUUUACUUCACAACUGUUCGUAUCUCUCCAAGCUUUAGUCAUAAAAAAUAAUAUUGGGUACUUUGCAGCAAGAAGUGCUGCACUGAUCUCGCCAGACAGCUCGCUGAAGCUCAAGAGCGACAAAGUUUGAGUGUACCUGAAGAAAACCAAAUCAUUUACCGACGACAGAAACACCACAAGUGGUCGAGUUACCACUUAACUCAUACAGCAGAGCUACCUAUACCUGUCGCAGUGCUUAAAGUCAGCGGCCUCAUAUAUCUUAUGAAAUGGUGGAAGUCAACUCAAUCGACAAGUUGUAAGCUCAAAUCAGAUAUGUUUGGCCAAAAAUUCACAAACACCCAAGCGCCUUUUCAUGUACGAAGGAAAUAUCCAAAAGCUAUCCACAAGCUGUCGUUUCUCAGAGGUAUUUUACUUCGUGCGAAGAUCGAAGUACAAUGCUGGUGCAUAGAAAUUGCUGGUAUCUACGAUGAAACGUCGGAAUGAUAAUAAGCGCUCGCAUUUUUAUUCAAUCCCUCGUUUCUUUCUCCCCUCUCUACACGAUUUGUUGAUUUUAUUGCAGAAUCUACAAACGACAGCGUUCAACAGGUUUUCCAGUGCCGGAUGCUCUGGACAAUCCAAAACCUCCGACCAAAUCAUUGCACGUUUACAAGGUGUCAAUACAUCAUAUCAUCGGGUGCAAGUAUAACGAAAUUUAGAAAAAUCAAGUAGACAUCCAUCGCCAUUAGAACAAUUGUAAAAAAAUUACAAUGUAGAACAACAGACGUCAAACGGUGUCAACAGGAAGCGAUAGAAUAUAGAAUUCAUCACUUCCACAGACGGAGGAGGCAGGUGCCACCUGUGACUUAAGUUUAAUAUAAAAUCGAAAUGAAUAAAAACUAUCUCAGCACCCAGGCAACGUAACCAAAACUUCUGCAUUUGGUUGUCGUGUGAUGGCAUUGACUAUCGUGGAUCUACCAAGUGACGUGCACGUUGCUUGAAAAGCAACUGAAGGAUUGAGCAAACGAUAAGGGACAAGGUAUGGUAUAAACCACGCUAUUUCGAUGAAGUAGAUAAGAAUAGACAUUCGGAGCGAAAAUAAAGAGCUGGAUACUAAGUGAGUGAAAAGCUGUACAAAAUUCGAGCGCAAGCUGGUCAGAUCAGUUUAUACAGCAGACGAUGACCACAUGGAGCCAGAUAAGUUUGACAAGAUGAUUUGAAAGAAUGCUGGAUCUAUAUAACACAAGAAUCAGUACAUCUGAACAAUCCAUCUAAAAGCUGACUAUUCGUUUUAAGUAGAAAAUUGCCGCACACAAGCACAAAGGCAUCCACUUGUUUACUUCUGUAUUUCUGUAAUCUGCAGGACGAAUUGUCUUUGUAAAAUCGUAACCUAAGAACUCAUGGACGGCAUGCCUCUGUAAACAAGUGGACCUCACCCUGUACCUCAUUCACGUCAUCAAAUAAUGUUUCUGGAUGUAAAAUCUGAAAUUUUCACUCGUCGUACAUAUGCCUUCCGAUAUGUCAAAUCUCUUUGAUCUAGCAUGCUCAUCCUCUAUCACAUCGUACUGUAUCCGAAGCCACGGUAGACGUGGAUUUCAUUUUGGUCUACAUCUUCCCUGCCGACUGUUGAAUAAUUUUAAGGAACCUCGGAAGACAAGUGGGAUAUCUAAACCACCCUAGACAGUAGUAUUUCGGUGCAGCUAAAUGUGUCUUUAUGCUGACGAGAGACUCGUCAUUCUAAUAUUCUCGUAACUUUCUCGGUGAAUCUUUUCUAACUAUAUUCGACAUCUGCUUAUCUGCAUAAAUGGUGGAUUUUGCUCAAUAUGGUUUGUAACAAUAAUUGAAAACCGGAUUUCUUGAUGAAAUACUAAGAGGAUGGGAAGAAUCACCUUCAAUACAUUGGAGGUCGAGAGAAAAAGCAAGAAACUUGUCAUUUCUUCAAGUGUCAGCAGGCACAGGAUCAGUUCCGUUUCAAUCGCAACAGCUCAUUAACAAAUU